This is a messenger RNA of Triticum turgidum subsp. durum (durum wheat), 441 nucleotides long. The record is from the annotation of a GenBank genome assembly. Lineage: Eukaryota; Viridiplantae; Streptophyta; Magnoliopsida; Poales; Poaceae.
AUGAAGGAGAGUUCUGCAGCUAAUCCUAUUGAAAUCUAUGACGUGGAAGCUGAUGUUUUCAAGUCCUUGCUUCACUUCAUAUACACCGACUCCGUUCCUCCAGUGUUUGGUGUGGUCAUGGCCAGCCAUCUACUUGUUGCGGCUGACAGGUACAACAUCGGCAGGCUGAAGAUGAUAUGCGAGGAGAAAUUGUGCACUCACAUCGAUUCCAACAUGGUGGCCACCAGUUUGGCUUUAGCAGAGCAGCAUGGUUUCCAUCGUCUCAAAGAGGCUUGUUUGCAAUUCCUUGCUUCUCCUUCCAAUUUCAAAGCUAUGAUGGCAAGCGACGGUUUUGAGCAUCUGACAUCCAGCUGCCCACAUGUUCUCAAGGAGCUUGUAGCUAGAAUCCUUCCCGCUGAAUGGGGGGUGGCAAAGGAUGUUGUCAUGACAAUGUGGAAGUAG